UCACCUGCACGGACACUACCGUAUGAUUUUCACCCAACCAUCUGACAGGCUGUCAUCGAGCGGACAGAAACAUAAAGUUUGUCUAUCAAGCGUGAACCAUGCCGGGGAUACUACUUGGGGACAUAUUUCCUAAUUUUGAAGCAGAAACUACAGUUGGUACAAUAAAUCUGCAUGACUUUUUGGGAGAUCAAUGGGGCAUCUUGUUCUCGCAUCCUCGAGACUACACUCCAGUGUGUACGACAGAGCUCGGUCGUGCGGCGAAACUGAGUGAAGAGUUCCAUAAGAGGGGUGUCAAAAUGAUGGCUUUAUCUGUGGACAGAGUGGACGACCACCAUGCGUGGAUAAAGGACAUCAUAGCUUACAAUAAGGAAGACCCAGGGUACACAUUACCUUACCCCAUCAUAGCUGACCCAAAUCGGGACUUGGCGCUGGCCCUGGGCAUGCUGGAUCCAGACAUGAAAGAUGAGGCUGGUAUGCCUCUCACUGCCAGAUGUGUAUUCAUCAUUGGACCUGACAAGAGGCUAAAGCUGUCUAUUCUGUAUCCGGCCUCAACAGGCCGCAACUUCACAGAAAUCCUCAGGGUUAUAGAUUCUCUGCAGCUGACAGCCAGAAAACAGGUCGCUACACCAGUGGACUGGAAGCCUGGUGACCAUGUUAUGGUUCCACCGAGUGUUUCUGAGGAGGAUGCCAAGGAUCUUUUCCCAGCUGGAGUGUGCACACAAAAUCUUCCAUCAGGGAAAAACUACUUGCGGUAUACGCCACAGCCCUGACAAAACAGCUCGGAGAGCACAACUUACCUCAAAACCAAAGAACUACAAGGUUUGCCACUCAUGGGAGAUUCUGAGAAGAGAUGACUUGAGAGCACAACUCAGUUUUAACCAUACAGGAAUCUGAAAUGACCUGACGCCUCAAAGACAGAUGUCCACUUCAAGUCUACAGCUUCUCCCCUUUGUAGAAUUUGAAGAUACAGAAAAAAAGUUAUUUAACACUGUGCCUUUUCAAGUUCUGUGGCCUUCAAAUAAACACAAUAAUGUAAUAUUAUUGCUUAUAUGUGGGAAUGGUGAGUUGUGUUAAUGUUGAUUAUGCUGAACUGUAACCACUUGU
Engraulis encrasicolus (European anchovy) is the source of this 1104-nucleotide messenger RNA. RefSeq names its product peroxiredoxin-6-like. NCBI's taxonomy places the organism in Eukaryota, Metazoa, Chordata, Actinopteri, Clupeiformes, Engraulidae. Gene Ontology annotation, molecular function: peroxiredoxin activity. Gene Ontology annotation, biological process: cell redox homeostasis; cellular oxidant detoxification. The transcript is spliced from 5 exons. The coding region runs from base 99 to 770 and encodes 223 amino acids. Gene Ontology annotation, cellular component: cytosol; mitochondrion. The record is from RefSeq and is a predicted model, not a curated record.